AUGUGGGGAGCUCUGCUGGUGGACUGCACCAGUGGAGACUGUAGCGCGCGUCAAAGACCGUCACUUUUGGAGCCGUUGAUUGGCGCAGAUAGUCACGUGUUUUUGCUUCACGCUGCCAAGAGAUCUGAUGAUGACGUAGACGCGCUCUGGGGCGGAUUUAAGAGCGUACACGUGUUGGAUGACGUGAGCACGGCCUGUAACUUGUACCGCUUCAAACAGGCGCUGGACGCACGCGACAUCUGCGCAGUGAGAGUGCGCACAUCUGCGGCGGGGCGGGCGCGGCUGGAGGCGUACGUCCAGCUCCUGUUCACGGCGGUCUACAGCUUUGACUUUGAUCUGUUUGAGGAGGAGGAGUCCGGCUUUGGAGGCGGGGCUCCAGGGGCACGCGCGUGUGAGAGCCGCGCGCACCACACGGACACACGCGCCGAUGCACGCGCUGACGAAGUGCGCAAAGAUGUGGCGCAGUUUAUGCAGCAGCUGCCAGCGCUAAAGGGACAGGUGUCCGUCAGCAGGUCCUCCCUCAUCCCAGAUAUCUUUGGCCAUGGCUUCAGCUCUCGAGGAGGUGGGAUCUCCUACAUCUCCACUCUCUCCUCCCUGAACCUGUUCAGCAGCAGCAGGAGGAAGGACCCUGUAUCUGUGGUGGAGGAGAACAGGAGGCGCCUGGCCCUGGAGGCAGGGUUCAACCACAAAGACCUCCUCUUUCCUAAGGUGGACCAUGGCAGUACCAUGUGUGUUACCAUGUGUUGUACCUAUGUGGUUCCAUGUGUGACCCUCCUCUCCUGCAGGUGGACCAUGGCAGUGGACCAUGGCAGUACCAUAUGGGUGCUGGGGCAGCCGGAGCCUCAGUGUUAUGACGGGAUGGUGACAGACCGGACGGGGGUGGUGCUGGCUGCUCCAGGAGCCGACUGCCUCCCCCUGCUGUUCUGUGACCCUGAGAAAAGGGCUAUAGGAGCUACACAUACAGGCUGGAAAGGCACCCUGCUGGGGGCGGCCGUGGCCACAGUGCAGUGUAUGGAGGAGCAGUUCCAGUGUGAGGCGAGGGCCCUGCGUGUGGUGGUGGGGCCCUCAGUGGGGGUCUGCUGCUACACUCUGCCCCAGGACCAGGCCCUCGCCUUCAGCCGCAUCCACCCAGACUGUGUCCCGGACCCCGAGAGCCCCCAGCCCCACAUCAACCUACGCCUGGCCAACAGGGUGCUUCUGCAGAAGGGUGGGGUUUUGCCGGAGCACAUUCACGACAACACAGUGAGCGACGGAGCGGAGGUCACGGCCUGCACCUCCUGCCAGCCCCACAAAGAAAAACCAUCUGAUUCUGAGAAACACACACCAUCAGAGGACCUCAGUGGAACCAGCAACACCAUCAGAGGAGCUCACUGUGGAACCAGCAACACCAUCAGAGGACCUCAGUGGAACCAGCAACACCAUCAGAGGAAGUGGAACCAGAAAGACCAAAGCCUUCCGUUCUACGUCAUUAAUAAAGCUGCCGAUCACUGCAACAUUAUCUGCAGUGAAUGA
Messenger RNA from Knipowitschia caucasica, 1512 nucleotides. Lineage: Eukaryota; Metazoa; Chordata; Actinopteri; Gobiiformes; Gobiidae. The record is from the annotation of a GenBank genome assembly.